Messenger RNA from Penicillium subrubescens, 1671 nucleotides. RefSeq lists its product as uncharacterized. NCBI's taxonomy places the organism in Eukaryota, Fungi, Ascomycota, Eurotiomycetes, Eurotiales, Aspergillaceae. The record is from RefSeq and is a predicted model, not a curated record. Gene Ontology annotation, molecular function: transmembrane transporter activity. The transcript is spliced from 3 exons. The coding region runs from base 1 to 1671 and encodes 556 amino acids. Gene Ontology annotation, biological process: transmembrane transport.
AUGGACUCCAAAGUGCCUGGUGGACAUGUCGGUCGACACAGGCUGGUUGUGAUAAUUUCGCUGUCAAUCGUGAGCUUUCUGAGCGCCUUCGAUUCGACCGUGUUCCCUCCAGUUUUGCCAACUAUAGCCAAAGACUUACAUGGAAAUGCGACCGAUACAUUUUGGGUAGGAACAGCCUAUCUACUGCCGUGUGCAGCCCUUCAACCUUUCCUGUGCGCCCUCUCCGAUGUAUAUGGCCGUCGAUUCAUCCUUCUCUCUUCGAUCACUUUGUUCGCGAUCGGUUCAGUUGUCGGAUCAGUUGCCCAGAACAUGGCAACAAUUUUAGCCGGUCGGACAAUACAAGGAAUCGGUGGUGGUGGCCUCAUCCCUCUACCGAUGAUUGUGAUGACCGAUUUAUUUCCCCUGCGUGAGAGGCCGAAGUAUACCGCCUACGUUCAGUUAUUCUCAGCCAUCGGUAUUAUCAUUGGCCCCGUGAUGGGAGGUCUCUUUACUCAACAUGCUGCAAAUCAUGGAGGCUGGCGCUGGGUAUUUUACGUGAACUUCCCAUUCUGUUUGAUCGCUUUCAUUGCGCUCUUCUUCGCCCUCCGGAAGAUGAAGGUGACUCGCGAAAGCUACCGGCAUAUCGAUUGGCUUGGGUCGUUCUUUUUCACAUCGAGCAUGGUCAGCUUUUUGAUGGGUUUAUCUUGGGGUGGUACUCUCUACAAUUGGAACAACUACCGUACGUUGCUUCCCCUUUGUCUAGGGGCCGUCGGUAUAGUCUGUACCAUCCUAUGGGAGUGUUACGGGGCUCGCUGGCCGUUCUUGCCUUUAUCUGUCCUCAAAAGUCGUGCGUCGAUUGCCGUAUACUUGUCCUCGCUGAUCCAAGGAAUUUCAAUGUUCGGCGUUCUCUACUAUAUCACGUUCUACCUUGAGGCAGUGCAGAAACUUUCUCCGACCAAGACUGGAACUGAAAUUCUGGCACUUUCUGCGACAAUGGUUCCAUCAGGUCUGAUAACUGCCAUGCUGAUAUCAAAGUUCGGGAAGUACAAAUGGGCCCAAUGGAAAGGCUGGGUUGUGGCAGCUGUUGCGACUGGUCUCCUCUGCCUUCUGGACGAAAAUACAAAGAAGGGCUUCUGGAUUGGGGCCAUGGUCCUUCUGGGACUUGGACAUGGAAUUCUGUUCAACAGCAUUUUGUUUGCUGCACAAGCUGUCGUGCCAGCUAAGAACGUUGCAUAUGCCGCCACUCUCUACACGUUCUUCCGUACUAUGGGAUACGCUGUUGGAGUGGUGGUCGGGUCGACUACGCUGGAGAAUGUCAUGGCUGAUUAUUUGAAAGACCACGGCUUCCCUGCACAGAAAGCACAGGACAUAUCAUCUCACAUUGGACCCUCGGAGGGCCUUUCUGCUGGCACUGAGCAAGCCGAAGUUAUUAUGCAAUCUUAUGUGCAUGGUCUCCGGGGAGUGUUCAUCGCACUUACUUGCUUGGCUGGUCUUGGUCUGGCCACUACCUUUUUCGUACCCCAAGCAAACAUGGAUCAGCCUCUGGAGUCUGAUCAUCAUCUGGAACUGCUACGACUAGACUCGAACCCUCCAACCCCAUCAAUUGCGGACGGGAGAUCCGUGUCGAACUUGACGGUGCACUCAAUUCAAGAUAAAUCUGAGAAUGCCGUCGAGUUGCAUCGAGUUGUCUGA